AUGCGACGCGAUCCAAGAAUCGACCAGCCAGCAGCAGGUGCGCCGCGGCCUCAGGUGGUGCGCGAUGCGUUUGUAACCAGCGCGCCGUUGCGCCUGGCCGCCUCUCUGCUGGCAACGGGCGCAGCCAGCGCAUCAGGCGGAGCUGGAAGCGCCCCCCGCCCAGUGGGGUUCGGGGGAUACGUGGGCAGUGCGCGGGUGCAGACAACAGCUGCGGGGGGGGCUGCGGGGGGAAGGGAGAGCGCGGAAGGCGCAGCCGGAGAGCGGGAGGGCCAGGGGGGAGAAGCGGAGGCUGCUGCAGGCAGCGGGCCAAAGGAGCUGGUGAUUGGGGCGGUGAGUGCUGGGGGGGGAGGGAGAAGAGCAGGGAGAAGAGGGGGCUUGCAGCGCUGCGUGCACAGCCUGCAUGCACCACAACCCACCGACGUGGGCGGCGAGGCAGCGGCGCAUCUGAGGCGGCUGGCGAAGAAAGACGCCACCACCAAGCUGAAGGCGCUGGAGGCGCUUCAGGGGGUGCUGGGCGGCAGCAGCGCCGCCCAGAUGCAAGCCAUGCUGCCUGCGUGGGCGUUUGAGUACCGGCGGCUGGUGCAUGAUGGCAGCAGGGCCGUGCGCCUCGCCACACACGCCACCAUGACCCUGCUCGUCAAGGGCGUGGGCAAGGGCCUGGCGCCACACCUGAAGCAGUUGAUGGGGCCGUGGUGGGUGGCGCAGUUCGACUCCUCCCGUGACGUCGCUGCUGCCGCCUCUCUCUCCUUCCAGACAGCCUUCCCCACGCCCACACGCCGCGUGGAGGCCCUGGCAUUCUCGUGGGAGGCGGUGGUGCCCGCCCUGGCAGAGCUGCUGGCAGCCACUCCCCAGUCUCUGGCUGCUGCUGACCGUAGCCUGAGCGUUGAGGAGGCCAAACACCGCCUGGACGAGCUGCUGUGCGCAGCCCUGCUGGCGCUGAGGGCUUUCCUGCAGACCCUGCUGCCACCACCACCACACAGAGGGGCUGCUGCUGGCGGUGCAGCCGCAGGGGGGGCAGCAGCAGCAGCAGCGGCAGGGGCGCCAGCAGCGCUGCCCCCGUCUGUGGUGGCAGCCCAGCCGCGCAUGGCGGCAUCCCUGCUCUCCUCCCUGCGCGCCCUCUCCUUCCUCCGCGCCCUCGCCAAACACCCCUCCCCCCGCGUGCGCUCCGCGGCCUACCACGCGCUGCCAGCUGUCCUGCUCUCAUUGGGCCCGCAGGGGCAGGAGGGGGAGGGAGCGAGCAGCGAGGGAGGAGAGAACCGAGGAGAAGGGGGAGCGGGAGGGGGAGGCGGAGAGAGGACACGAGGGGGUGAAGUGGAGGUGAUGGGGGAGGCAGAGGUGGUAGAGAAGGUGGGUCCGGUGGUGGCAGCAGCCAUGGGGGAGAAGGUAUCAGCAUGCCAUGGCGCCAUGUGGGAGCUCGUGCUAGUGGCCUCGCGCACCUGCCCCUCCCUCUGGGCCAACCCUUCCUUUCUUAAAUCCGCUCUGCCGAAGCUCUGGGGUUUUUUACGAGCCGGGUGUUUAGGCUCGGCAGAGCAGUCGUACCCGUGCCUGCUGCUGCUGCUUUCGGUGUUCUUCCGAGCCAGGCUGCACCAAUCACAGGGCGUGCUGGUGCCGUUUUUCUCGAGCCUUUGGCAGGGACGGCUUGUCCACAUGGCGCGGCCUGAUUGGCUGGCGCUGCUGACGUGUGUGAGGGAGUGCUUGGUGCUGAGUGUGGUGCAGCUGAGGCGAGAGGAGGGGAAGGUAGUGGGGGAGGAGGAGGUUGGGAGAGGGGAGCAGAAGGAGGGUGGGAGAGAAGGAAAGGUAAUAUCCGCUGCGGAAUUAGUGAAAGUGGUGUUGUGGGAUUUAUGCUUCCUAGACCUCCUUCCCGAACCCAGGAACACAGGUUCGGACCUUGGCUCGGAUUCUCAUGGUGCAGGAAAGACAGAGGGCACUGGUGGAAAGGCCGAAGGGGGGAGGGGCGGGGCGGCAGCGGGUGAGAGGAAGGGCGGGAGUGCAUGGCUGGGAGCGGUGGUGGCGUGUGUGGGAGAGACGGUGAGGCAGGUAAUGCAGGUGGAGAGGGGGAAGGGAUGGACGGGGGGCGGAGGGGAGGAGACACAAGAGGUGGGAAGGGGUGAGGCACAGCGAGGGUCUGUUAUGGAUGGCUUCUGGUCGUGCGUGGUGGAUGCGGUGCUGUCUGCUGUUGAUGCCCCCACUGCUGCUGCUGUGCCUUCUCCUGCUGAUGCUGCCAAGGAGAGCACGGGGGAGAGUGAAGUGGCGCUGCUGAGGCGAGCACUGGCAGGGAGCGCUGCUGCUGAUGGCGGCCGUGGCACAGGCACGGGCAAUAGCGAGAGCAGCACAGUGCAAGCAGUGCUGAAGCUGCUGCAGCAGCUGAAGCCCACAGCAGCAGCAGCAGCCGCAAUAACAGAGCCUGCAGGCGUGGCAUCGGCAGCAGCGGGCAGUGUGAGGGACAGUGGAAAGCACAGCAAGUGGGUGGUGCCUGCAGUGGUGUCACCUCUCAUGCACCGACUGCUGCCCCUCGCGCUGCCCCUUCCCCUCCUGUCCUCGCCCCCUUCAUCCUCCCCUGCCCGCAUGGAAGCCGCAGCAGCGAUGGCAGCAGCGCUGGUCGACAUGUUUGGAGCACCGGCCAUCCCGUGCCAGCUGGCAGCGCAUGAUCCAACGGGCAGCGCAGCCGCCUUGGAAAGUGGUGACAGCGGUGUUGGGCACACAACCUCCCUGCAAUUGCUCGACUUGCUGCUGGCACACACAGAGGUUGGGGCAGGGGAGGGAGUGAGUGGCAGGGUGGAUGGGAGGGCGCACAGGGCUGUGUUUGUGCUGCACGUAAAGCUCCUCUCGUACCUCGCCCUGCUCUCACUUCCACACAGCAGCAGCAGCAUCAAUAACAGCAGCAGCAGCGCGAGCAGCACGAGUGGAAGAGAGUCAGGAGCAGCGGAGGGCGACAGGUGCGUGUCACUCAUCGUGCAGCGCCUGUGCACUGCCGCGCUCCACCUGGCUGAGCAGAGGGAGGCAGGGGCGGCAGAGGCAGGUGGGGGUCAUGGUGGCGGCACACCCUCCCUCAACAUGCCUGCUUGCCUCCUCGCCGCUCUCCUCUCCUCACUCUCCAUCCCCUCAUCUCCCCUCACUGCCACGGCCAGCACCGCUCUUGACCGCUUGGCCAUGCAUGUGGCUGCAUCCACACCGCUGCUGCUCCUCCCCUCCUCCCAAUGGCUCCUCCAAACGCUCCUCUCUCCGCCUCCUGCUGCUCCCACGCGCCUCUCUCUCCCCUCCUCGCGUUCCUGGAUCUCGCCCUCCUGCCUUGCCUCGGUUUACGCUUCUCUGCACUCGCACCUGCUCUCCUCCCUCCUCGUGCUCUCCACCUCCCCCUCCCUCCACACUCUCAGUCUCAUGCUACAGCCACUGCUGCUGCUGGUGAGGCGAGAGGGAAGUGUGAGGGGAGAAGGGGUGGAAGUAGGAGCAUUGGAAAAGCCAGACUCAGAAGGAGGAGGUGAGGGGGAUGCCACGUCAGCACAGGCUGAGCUGGCAGCAUGCCUGGACGUCCUGGAGCCCCUGUGGCUCGCCUCCCAUGUGUCUGCCAGCAGCGCAGGCUCUGGUGAGCUGUCGCGUGGUGAUUUGCUGGCGGUGGUUGCUGCUUGCUCGUCUUACCUUGUAAGCUGGUGCCUGGGGGAAGGGGAGACAGACAAGGGAGAACAGGCAGGGAGUGAGGAGGAGAGUGAAGAUGAGGAGGAGGAAACGAAGGAGAAGGGGGAGGAGGAGGAGGAGGGAGAGGAGGGGUUGGAGUUGGAGGAAGAGGAGGAGGGGGGAGGAGGAGGGGCAUCAGGGGAGGGGUACAUGGAAAAGGUCCUGGGAGGGGGUGGAGCAGCAGUGGCGGUAGGAGCAGCAGGAGCAGCAUGGGGUGCAGCAGGGGUUGAAACGGGUGUGGGGGCAGGUGGGACAGGCGCUGGAGAAGGGAGUGAGACUGCACGGCUCGCAUCCACAGGUGCUGACAUGGCAGGGCCUGUGGUGGUAACCGUGUUACCAGCUCUGCUUGCUGCAGCUAACCAAUGGGUCUCGCUCCUCUCACACCCUCCCUCCACCAGUCACACCACCAUUCACUCUACCCAUGCUUCAUCAGCCACUCUCACUGCCCCUACUCCAGUAGUUAUCCUCACUGCACGCUUGCUCACUCACUCUCUUGCUACCACUGCUAUGUCACCUCUCUCCCACUGCCGCCCACACAUCUGUGCGCGCUGGGCGGCGGAUCUUGUCCGUUUCUUCCAGCUGCACGGCGGGAAGGAGGCGGCGGAGAGGCGUGUGAUUGGGUGGCUUCUGGCCGACCUCGAGUUGAUGGGUGGAGGGGAACAGAAGUGGACUCGAUUUGUGGGUCGUGUCACGGACUCUUGUGUCACGGCUGGUUCCCCGGGCGGCGGGCGGGCGGCACUGGCGGUUGAGAUGAUGUGCGCGUGGCAGGAGGAACACUCCCUGCGCCGCCACCAUCACUCCACCAUCACGCCACGUGGCGGCCUCUCAUUGGGCGGUGUCGAAAGUGAUUCCCUCGGGAUUGGGCCGGCGGUGGUGGUGGAGCUGAUGGUGCGGGCGGCACGGCAGGUGGGGGUGGAGGGGGAGGUGAGGGAGGGAGGGGAGAUGAACGAGGGGGAGGCAGCAGAGGGAGCAGGAGUGGGAGGAGGGGUAGUGGGCAGAGCGGAGGGAAGGCUUGUGAGCGAGGUGGUGAGUGUGUUGGUGCAAGUGGCGUCCCAGGGAAUCGACCCAGCUCGUGCCAGUCCUGCCACCGCCACUGCCACCGCCACUCCCACACAUGCAUCGUUUGCCUUGAAGGCACUGUGCGGGCUUCUCAGAAGGUUCCUUGCAGCAGGGGCGUGGGGUCCAAGGCAGGCGUGGCAGGUGGUGCGGCAGCAGCUGGCAGCAGUGAAGGUAGAGAGGGAGGGCGGGGGAGGGGGCAUCUCUUCCCAUGGGGAUGGUGGGAUGGGGGGAGGGCGAGGGAGAGCGUGGGUAGUGGCAGAGGUGGUGGGUAUACUGAUGCCUGUGGUGCGCUGGGGCGAUCAGGCAGGGGGGCGCGGCGAGACAGCAGAGGGAGGUGCAGCAGCGGAUGGGGAAGGAGGGCGGAAAGGGGCGUUGGAGCAGCAGGUGGAGGAGGAGGUGGUGUGGUGGGUGCAGCGAGCCAAUGAGGCGCUGCCACUUGUUGCAUGUGUGGAGCAGCAGAGUGCGGAGGCAAGAGACUCGCUCGCCCUGCACGCCCUCGCCUUGGCGCUCUUCCCCAUGCCACCAUCAUCCAGCUCCUCCUCCUCCCCUAACGUGGCCCAAUCUCCCGCCACCGCCACCACCCCCACCAGCAGCCCCGCCCAGUGCGCCGCCCUGCUCGCACUGCUGCGCCUGCAGACCUCCCGCCACGCAACUGCUGCCAUCGCUGCCGCUGCCGCUGCCGCCCGCCUGGCUGCUGCCGCGCCUGCUGGUGAUGCAGGCAGUGUGGAGCCCGGGGAGACGAGCAGUGCAGUGAGUGGUGGUACGAUGCGUCAUGGUGGGGGUGUGAGUGCGGACGUGGGGGAAGGGGAUGAGCUGGACGAUCUAGACGAGCUCGAUGAAUUGGAUGAGGCUGGGGGCGGUGAUGACGUGGCAGUGGACGAGCUUGAUGAGCUGGACGAGGAGGAGGAGGAACAGGGCGGUGGGGGGGAUGGAAGGACGGCGCAGCGCGGUGUCACUGUUGCAAGUGUUGGUAAGGAGGCGCUGCACCAGCAGAAGCAGCAGCAGCAGCAGCAGCAGGCCGGGGGGGAGGCGGCACAGGAGGGCGGGCAGGAGAGCCGGGAGGAGUGGACGGCGAGGGUGGAUCGCUGCCUCCUCACCCUCGCCAGCUCAGCAGUGGCGUACAGCUGGCAGGAGAUGGCCGAAGCUGACAUGGCGUUUGUGGGGGGCAGGCUGCGGCGGGCGCUUGCAGCAGCAGCCAUGGCGUUUGAGGAGCUGGUGGAGGGCAUGGGGGAGGGGGUGGGGGAGGAAGGGAGUGGGCAGAAGAGAGUAGCAGGGAAGGGACAAUCAAAGGAGGGGCAAGCAGGUGAUGAUGAGCAAGGGAGGACGAGUGGCAUGGCAGGGCGGCUGGAGGCCAUGCCGUUGCACGUGGCAGGUGCUGCCCUCUCACUGCUCUCCAUGCUGCUCACCCUCCACUCCCACGCCUCUGCUGGCCCCGCGGCCACCACCACCAGCAGCAUCUUCUCGCUGUGGGCGUCAGCCGCUGCAUGGGCGUCCCCGUCCGCGCUGUGGGCAUCGGAGGCGAGUGCAGCGGUGGUACGGCAGGGGUCAGAGCACGCCUUGCGCAUCUUCAUUGCCACCGGGCUCGCAGAGACGGCCCUUCCUCACAGCAGUGCUGCCAGCAAUGCCGCCACCAGUGCUGCCAGCAGUGCUCAGAGCAGCCAGCCCAUGACAGCCUGGCGGCUGCAGCAUCCACUCUUCUUCCGCCAGCUGUCGCGCGCAGUGCUUGCCGCCCCGCCCCGGGCGGUGGAAGCAGCAGUGCGGGCGGCGGAGAUCUGGGGGGCUGGGCGGGGGCCAAUUGCAGGGCUGUACGCACUCAUGUGUGGCCCGUCGCCAGGUGGCAGCGUGCGAUUGGCUGCAUUCUGGUAUCUGUCCAGAGAGCAGGUAUUGCCUGCUGCUGUGGGUUCAGGGGUGGUGAAGGGCGGAGGGGAAGGGGAGACACAUGGAGAGCCAGUUGGUGAUGGCGUCAGACCUGAGCUGGCACACAUUCUGAAGCCAGCCAAUCGGAAGGAGCUGCUGACGUCAUCUCUGACGUCACCGCAGCGGGUGCGGUACUACCUGGCAGCAUGCCUUGUGCUGCACCGCAUCCAAUCCCUCCCGGCCUCACCCCCAUCCCCGCCUCUCUCCACCGCAACCGCCUCUGCUGCAUCGCCAUCCUCCCCUCGCGACCGCCUCGUCUCUUUCAUCCAAGCCACUCCCACUCUCACUCUCCUCCUCGACCUCGUUGCUCAAAACCUCCUCCUCGCCCCCUCCCCCUCACACUCCUCCGCCGCUGCCCGUCGCCUCAUCCAUCUCAACCCCUCAGGACCCCUUCCCCCCGCUGUUGCUCAAGCUGGGGAUUCUGCCAUACGGGCAGUUGCCCAGGCCUCACCUCUGGACGUGGCACUGGAAGUUUUAACCCUGCCCGGGGCAGGCAAAUUAUCGGUGCCACGCAUGCGCAGCCUGGCAGCAGCGGUGUUUGGGGCGGCGCUGCGGGUGGUGCCAGGGGGGGUGAGGCGGUGGUAUGCGGAUGUGAGGGAGAAGGGAGUGCGGCGGGGGAUGGACAUCUUUACUGCCCGAUACUGCAGCGCCCACAUGAUCGCCCUCGAACUCGCCCAAGUAUGCAUUUCCCCCCUCGCCUCUCCCAUUACCCCGAAUUGCUCUUUUCUUCCCUUCCUGAGUCUGUGCACCCACAAUUCGCUCCUCUGCUGCUGCUGCUGCUGCUUGCUGCCUUUCUCCCACCAGGCGCAGAAGGUGGGUGGCAGCAAGGAGGACCUGACGGUGCGCACGAGGCGGUCGGCACGCGAGGUGUGGGCGGCGUACUGCAAGGACGAGGCCAAGCUAGAGCUCGUCAUCAAACUGCCCGACAGCUACCCGCUGCGAGGGGCAGCUGUCGAAAGUUCCAAAGGGGCAGGUGUGAAAGAGGCCGAGAUGCGUAAGUGGCUGCUGGCGGCUAACUCGUUCCUGCUGCUGGGAGGGGGGUCGGUGGCAGAUGCAGUGGUGCAGUGGUGCGAGUGUGCAGAGAAGAAGUUUGAAGGGGUGGAGGAUUGCCCCAUCUGCUACAGUGUCAUCCACUCAUCUAAUGGCAGCCUGCCACGUCUGCAGUGCCGCACGUGCAAGCACAAGUUCCAUCCUGAGUGCCUGUACCAGUGGUUCCAAUCCUCCCACAAGUCCACCUGCCCGCUCUGCCAGACAUCCUUUUAG
Closterium sp. Naga37s-1 is the source of this 7911-nucleotide messenger RNA. Lineage: Eukaryota; Viridiplantae; Streptophyta; Zygnematophyceae; Desmidiales; Closteriaceae. The record is from the annotation of a GenBank genome assembly.